Messenger RNA from Gigantopelta aegis, 4308 nucleotides. RefSeq names its product tripartite motif-containing protein 5-like. Gene Ontology annotation, cellular component: chromatin; nucleoplasm. NCBI's taxonomy places the organism in Eukaryota, Metazoa, Mollusca, Gastropoda, Neomphalida, Peltospiridae. The record is from RefSeq and is a predicted model, not a curated record. Gene Ontology annotation, molecular function: ubiquitin-protein transferase activity. The transcript has 2 exons. The coding region runs from base 102 to 1808 and encodes 568 amino acids. Gene Ontology annotation, biological process: positive regulation of DNA-templated transcription.
CCACAUGCCAUUCCCACCUCUCCACCCCACUAGAUACGGUCGUGUAAACAUACUAAUCUUCAUUAGGUGUGUAACAAUGUUAUUUAUUUCUCUUUUCAGACAUGGCCACAGCAUCCUCCACAGACGACGAAAUCUCCUGCAGCCUCUGUUUGGAGAUCUUCACUGAUCCGCGAGGACUUCCGUGCGGACACACGUUUUGUUUGACGUGUCUCCAAAAUCACAUCGACGCCAACACCACAGAUGAUACUUUCAUGUGUCCAAACUGCAGGGAUGUGGUCGGUAUCCCUGACAACAAACAACCUACAUCGUCCUGGGCUUCACAGUUCAAACGAAAUCUGGCACUCGUCGACGCCAUUGGUCUCAUCAAACAAUUUAAAAUAUUAGGUGGCGACCCAAGAGCGACAACUCAACAAGACCCAAAUAGACUGGUAAUUGAAUCUUCCUGUGAAACGAUAAAGAAAUUCAGUCAUUUUAUAGAACACCAGAUGACGUCAGACAUUGAGAGACUGCAGCGAAGCGUCGACGUCAGCGCGACACAGACUGCGGCUCAGAUGCAGAGACAAGGAGAUAAACUGAUUUCGGAGUUCACAACAGCAGUCCGCACUGAACUGGAAAAGAGUAACUCAGAACUGGACAAAUGUCGUCAAUCUGUUAACAACGAAAUAGUUGAAUUGUUCAUCGAUGUUAACAGACUGAUAGAGGAAAGUAAAGAAUGUCUGAAAUUGGGAGAAAAUCUCCUCAGAUCUACGUCACUUCCUGAUAUGAAAAGACAUGUUUCCAAAUUUUCAAAAAUGCAAAAGAUAACAGCUGAUUAUUUAGCCACACAGCGUCCUGAAUUUCCUGAUUUGGCAAUAACUUUAGUUGAACCUGAGAAAACAGGAAGGAAAACGUUUUCUGCAGAGAUUGGGAGAAUUUUGAGACCUGACGUAAAAUCUAUCAAGAUAACACACAAAAUAUAUUUACAGACUACGAUAUUUGAACCAGAGGUCGAGAUAAACCGGAAGUCAGAUAGGUUAAAGCAUGAACAAACGAUAAAUACAAAACUGCAAUCCGAUACAAAAUGUCCAAACUUAUCAUCUAUCCUAGUGUUAGAAGGUCAAGACUCAAACAAGAUCAUUGUUACUGACUUUAAAAACAAAAGUGUAAAAUCAUUUUCCUCUGAACACAAAACGGUUCAGAGUCUCUACAGGACCACUAGCGGACCAUGGUACCUUGCUAAGACACGUGACCACCAGGUGCUCGUCACCUUGCCAGAAGAAAGACAACUUUUAUAUCUGAAUGUACAAGAUGACAUACGCCUGGUGAAGACGGUGACAACCAAGAAACGCUACUACGGCAUAACCGUCUUGCCUGACGACAACAUGGCUGUGACUGAAGGAUUGUCUGGGUGUGUACACAUACUAAACCAGCGGUGUGGCGUCAUACGGUCUAUUCCUAACAAGAUGAUCCCCAACCCCUGGCAUCUAACAGUGAAAGGCGACUCUCUAGUUGUUGUAUCAUAUACAACUAACAUUAUCACAUGUGUGUCGUCAUCAGGACAAGUCAUGUGGGUAUCACGUGAUUCAGCAAGUUCAGCAAGUUUCCAUCUGCUGUGUGAUGUUACAUGUGACACAGAACAGUUUGCUUAUGUCUGUGAUAACGGUAGAGAUGCUAUUGUUCAGCUGUCACGUGACGGGGAGUUUAUUCGUGACGUCAUCACAAAGGAGGACGGCCUAAAACAACCCGUGUCUCUCUGUUUUGCUCAAGACAAACUUUAUGUCGCGGAACAAAAUGGAAAAAUAAAAAUAUUUGGGUGGAGACAAACUUAACCGAAUUAAAUCACAUAGAUGACAACAGUAAGUUACAGUAACAGAUGUGACUAUAACGUCAACACACAGUGUUUCAAUCAACACAUACACCAUGAAUUAUAAACACUGUAAACUUCCAACCUUAAAAUAGUUUUUUUGAAUGAUUGUUAAGUUACUUAUUUUAGACAUCAUUGUAAGAGUUUUGUUGGUACAUUGACACUAGUUCAAAUUACUGUCCACACGAAACAACAUUUUAUAUAAAAAAUAAUGUCACAUUUGUCAGAACGGCACUAAUGGUUGCGGGGCAGGACUUAGCCCAGUGUGAGGUCGGACUAGGAUCGAUCCCCGUCGGUUGGGCUAUUUGUCGUACCAUCCAAUGUACCACGACUGGUAUAACAAAGGCCGUGGUAAUUCCUAUUCUGUCUGUAGGAUGGGGCAUAUAAAAAUUCCUUGCUACUAAUGGAAAAACGUAGCGUGUAUCCUCUCUAAGACUGUCAAAGUUAUCAAAUGUGCUCUGGUGGUGUGGUUAAUUGUGGAAUGAAAAGACAGAUAGAUGGAUUUCGAACUUGGGUCUCACUACACAGUUCACUUCCCGGUUAGAUUGCAUUCAUCAUGGUCCACUAUAGUUUCUAACUGCACAUAUAUUGUGGUUCACAUAGUCACUUCUAGUAAUUGGGGGAGAAUUAAAACAAAUUGUAUUUUUUCAAUAGUAAGCCUUGAUUUAACCCCUGCUAUUUUGUAAUAUUGUGCAUUGACCUUUUGGGACAUGGGUGUAAAGCGGAAGAGGUGAUUGGUGUGAAUAGGUUCUAAAACUACCUGUUCGGUCCGUUACUACAGCCUGAGACGGAAAUGUUCUCAAUUUUGGAGGGGAAAAUAAAUGCUUGUCUAAUGUGUGUUAGCAAUGGUGUAUGUUGUUAGUACCAACGAGAGCCCGUUCUAUUGGCAAUCUUCAUUUGAAUUGGGCAAUUUAACAUGAAUUUCAAUGGCAGAUGGCAUCUGUGUAGUGAGACUUUAUAUCACUCAACAAAAUAGUGAUAUCAAAAUAUCUGGCUGCAGUCAAAGUGAACGAUGACAAUACAAGUCGACUAAUUAUCGUUGCAAAAAACAAACAAAAGACACGUUAAUAUAUAUCGGCGACAAGCAAAACUAGUUGAUAACGGGGGAGCGAGGGGGUCAACUGUAAUGUAAUGUACUUUGGUGGCAUUGAUAAAUAAGAAUUGACAACUUGUACAAUGAAUUUUUUUUUUUUAUUUGUCCGAAAAUAGGGUACGGGGGAGGGAGGGGGGGGGCAUCUGGUCCCCUGUGAAACACCAUUAGUGUGUGGCUGACUUUUGUGGGUGCAAUACAGGUAGUGAUUAGAGAGUCGUAUAACCGCUCUUUUUGCGGCUAUUAAUUCGAACCUUCAGUACAAAUGCAGUUUUGGGAAAGUUUGGUACAUGUACAAUAAUACUAACAAUAUUUUAAACAUUAUGUUAUGCUUCUAGCAUGUAAGUAAUAUAACUGUUCAUGAUAUUGGAGGUAACUUUUCCUGUAUCGCAUAGUAAGAAACCUGCCGACUUAGUCAAAACGAAUUGUCUGACGUGUCUUCAACUAACCUCAUAUUUUCGUCAGUAUUGUACCUUGUGGACGGUCAGUCAGACCCCUCCCCACCCCAUGCGACAAAAACACAUAAAAAGUACCUGUUAUACACAGUGCCCUUUUAUCUAACUAAAUAUAGGUCCUAUAUUAAUAUGUCCUAGUUCUCUCAUGCAUAUAUAUAAUGUAUAUAUGUCAAACAACUUUGUUAACUGUGUGCUGUGACCUGGAUUUUUCUCAAGUAAAUUUAAUAUUGGACAAAACAGACUAUUUAUUUUUUACAUUUAGUAGUAAUUAUUUGCAUAUUUGCUUGUAUUGUGUAAUGUCUGGAACUAUGCCAUUUAUUGUAGUUAUUGUUUAAUGAAAUUCUUAGUAGUGCACUUUGUUGUGUCACACACGAGAAAAAACGAAGUUGCGUAACUAUUGUUAUUAGUGAUCGUUUGGAUGCAUAAUGCCAGCUACAUUUAGUUGUAUUUCAUAAUAAUAUGUUUAGUCUAUAAAACUAUGUUUGUAAAUAGUUGUCAUAAUUUAUGCGAUAGUAGUAUAAUACGAUCGCUAAAUAUGUUAAUUUUAGUUUAAUGUUCGAGGUCCGUGUUUCGGCCUUGCGGUAUUCGACUUCAUUUAAUUUCCAGCUUCAUGUGCAUAUAAAAACUAUGACAUAACGUUGAUAUUAAUAUUAUUGAUGUAAAUAUUGCCAUAAUUGCACAGUGUGUGCACUUACACACUGAAAACAUACCAUGGACUUAUAAAUAAAACUGGAAUAAAUAUCCGUUUGAUCGACUAUUUUAACAUGGCUGCCGGGAUUGACCGUGCCAUUCAGUAAAGUUUAUUUUUUCUCGAAAACUUGUAAGAUCGUUUAGCGUUUUUGCUAGUUAAACGGAUCCUAAUAUUGUUUGUAUAUUAUGUCAAAUCAUUGUAUUAAUUAAAUGAGAUAAUAACUGUAAAA